AUGAUCGCGUCCCAUCUGCUCGCGUACUUCUUCACCGAGCUCAGCCAUGACCAGGCGCAGAAGGUGGACAAGUACCUCUACCACAUGCGGCUCUCCGAGGAGACCCUCCAGGAGGUGUCCGAGCGCUUCCGCAAGGAGAUGGAGAAAGGGCUGGGAGCUGACACCAACCCCACCGCCUCGGUGAAGAUGCUGCCCUCCUUCGUGAGGUCCACCCCAGACGGCACAGAGGACGGCGACUUCUUGGCGCUGGACCUCGGCGGCACCAACUUCCGCGUGCUGCGGGUGAGGGUGUCCGACAACGGCCUGCAGAAGGUGGAGAUGGAGAGCCAGAUCUACGAAAUCCACGAGGACCUCAUGCGAGGCAGCGGGGGGCAGCUCUUCGACCACAUCGCUGAGUGCCUGGCCAACUUCAUGGAGAAGCUGAAAAUCAAGGACAAGAAGCUGCCCCUUGGCUUCACCUUCUCUUUCCCGUGUCACCAGACCAAGCUGGACGAGAGCAUCCUCGUCACCUGGACGAAGGGGUUCAAGUGCAGCAGCGUGGAGGGGAAGGACGUGGUGUCCCUGCUGCGCAAGGCCAUCAAGAAGCGAGGGGACUUUGACAUAGACAUCGUGGCCGUGGUGAACGACACCGUGGGCACCAUGAUGACCUGCGGCUACGAUGACCACAACUGCGAAGUCGGACUCAUUGUCGGUACUGGCACCAACGCCUGCUACAUGGAGGAGAUGCGGCACAUCGACCUGGUGGAAGGGGACGAGGGCAGGAUGUGCAUCAACAUGGAGUGGGGCGCCUUCGGCGACGACGGCGCGCUCAACGACAUCAGGACGGAGUUCGACCACGAGAUCGACAUGGGCUCGCUCAACCCCGGCAAGCAGCUGUUCGAGAAGAUGAUCAGCGGCAUGUACAUGGGAGAGCUGGUCCGGCUCAUCCUGGUGAAGAUGGCCAAGGAGGGGCUCUUGUUCCGGGGGAAGCUCACGUCAGACCUGCGCACUACCGGCCACUUCGAGACCAGAUACGUCUCCGCUAUCGAGAAGGAGAAAGAAGGGCUGCAGAAAGCCCACGAGAUCCUCACCAAGCUGGGCCUGGAGCCGUCCCACGAGGACUGCCUGGCCACCCACCGCAUCUGCCAGAUCGUCUCCACCCGCUCGGCCAACCUGUGCGGGGCCACCCUGGCCGCCGUGCUGCGGCGCAUCAAGGAGAACAAGGGCGUGGACCGGCUGCGCUCCACGGUCGGCGUGGACGGCUCCGUCUACAAGAAGCAUCCCCACUUUGCCCGGCGCCUCCAUAAGACGGUGCGGAAGCUGCUGCCCGACUGCGAGAUCCGCUUCGUGAGGUCGGAAGACGGCAGCGGCAAGGGGGCAGCCAUGGUGACGGCCGUGGCCUACAGGCUGGCCGCCCAGCACAAGGCGAGGCAGAAGAUCUUGGAGGCGCUCAAACUGAGCCACGAGCAGCUCCUGGAGGUGAAGCGGAGGAUGAGGGUGGAGAUGGAGAAGGGGCUGGGCAAGGAGACGCACGCCAAGGCCACGGUGAAGAUGCUGCCCACCUACGUGUGCUCGACUCCGGAUGGGACAGAAAAAGGCGAUUUCCUCGCCCUGGACCUGGGGGGCACAAACUUCCGCGUGCUGCUGGUGCGCGUGCGGAACGGGAUGAGGCGCGGCGUGGAGAUGCACAACAAGAUCUACUCCAUCCCGCUGGAGAUCAUGCAGGGGACGGGCGAGGAGCUCUUCGACCACAUCGUCCACUGCAUCUCCGACUUCCUGGAAUACAUGGGAAUGAAGGGCGUUUCGCUCCCGCUGGGGUUCACCUUCUCCUUCCCUUGCAAGCAGACCAGCCUGGAUGAGGGGAUUCUCCUCAAGUGGACAAAAGGCUUCAAAGCGACCGGCUGCGAGGGAGAGGAUGUGGUGAGCCUGCUGAAGGAGGCCAUCCACAGGAGAGAGGAGUUCGACCUAGAUGUGGUGGCGGUGGUGAACGACACGGUCGGCACCAUGAUGACGUGUGGCUAUGAAGAUCCGUUCUGUGAAGUGGGGCUGAUAGUCGGCACGGGCAGCAACGCCUGCUACAUGGAGGAGAUGAGGAACGUGGAGCUGGUGGAAGGCGACGAGGGCAGGAUGUGCAUCAACAUGGAGUGGGGCGCCUUCGGCGACAGCGGGUGUCUGGAUGACAUACGGACAGAGUUUGACUUGGCCGUGGAUGAGCUGUCUCUCAACCCCGGGAAACAAAGGUUUGAGAAGAUGAUCAGCGGGAUGUACCUGGGGGAGAUCGUCCGGAACAUCCUGAUGGACUUCACCAAGCGAGGGCUGCUCUUCCGCGGACGGAUCUCCGAGAGGCUGAAGACCAGAGGGAUCUUUGAGACCAAGUUCCUGUCCCAGAUAGAAAGCGACUGCCUGGCCCUGCUGCAAGUCCGCUCCAUCCUCCAGCACCUGGGCCUGGAGAGCACGUGCGACGACAGCAUCAUCGUGAAGGAGGUGUGCACGGUGGUGGCCCGGCGCGCCGCCCAGCUCUGCGGGGCCGGCAUGGCGGCCGUGGUGGACAAGAUCCGGGAGAACCGCGGCUUGGACUUCCUCAAGGUGACGGUCGGCGUGGACGGCACGCUCUACAAGCUGCACCCGCACUUCUCCACCGUCAUGCACGAGACAGUGAAGCAGCUGUCCCCCAAGUGCGAGGUGACCUUCCUGCAGUCGGAGGAUGGCAGCGGCAAGGGCGCGGCGCUCAUCACGGCGGUGGCUUGCCGCAUCCGGGAGGCCGGCCAGCGGUAGGAGGAGAGAGGUUUGCCGAAGAGCUUGGUUUCAUCAAAACCGAUUUCCUUCCCCAUUCCCUCCCUCCGUACACACACCCCCACACACACACGUGGCCUCCCCUCGCAAGCAGACUCUUAGCUUUACUCAGUCCCUCGGGAUGCCGCGGGCGGGACUGGAGACGCGUUGUACAAAACGUUGUCUGGGGCGUUUGGUUGCAUGCUGUAAAAACCUCGUGUCGAGUAAAGCUAAAAGUGUCUUCAGCUGUGAACCCAUCCCAGCCGCAGCCGACGCCGAGCACCAGCACUCCUCCCCGCGCCUCCUGGCCGCUCACGCGUUCCCUGAUGGCAGAAACAUUAGAGUAAUGCCGACGCUGCAUCGUCACUUUACAGUAACCAGUACCUAUUUAUCUACGUCGUGUGUCCGUGCUGUAGAAAGCAAACCUCUUUCAGAUGGAGCUAAAGCCCUCCAUUAGUCUUUUACCCUGAUCACGGCUGUGUUAUUUCCAUGAAAGUCAUGGCAAGUCUUCGAGCACGGGGUGCGAAACCGCACCGAGAGGCGCCACGUAUCUCCGCACGGAGCGGCGAGCGGAGCCCGGCCUGGUGGACCCGAGGUGGCUCCGGUGGAACCGGGGAACCCCGGGGGAGGCAGGGGGCAAGCCCCGCACCCCCACCUCCCACCCGCACCCUACUCGAGCGUGGCCGCGUGCCCCCUGCCCACCGCUAGCACCCGGCCCCGCCGCACGCACGCGUGCGAAGAAGGCGUGCAGAAGCAUCCCGGAUUUGUGUCCUCGGCCGGCGCGGUGAGUCUUGGCUCAUUUUGUCUGUGGAAUAGCUCCACGUCUUCCUAGCCAUCAGGGGGUACCUGAGUUGGCACGUCGCGCGCCCACGUCUCGAGAGAGUGUACAUCUUUUCAUGUACCUGGCCUCGGGGGGCGUGCUGCUUAGCUUCCACGUCAUGUUAAUGUCAUUUAAGAAUGGUACGGAGUACUUCUUUCCUUUUCUUUCUUUUUAAUUUAAAAUUUCCUUGGGGUAGACUGGAGAAAAAGAGCCAAAUUCUGAGGGUGGUUGUGCAAGAACUUCAGGCAUCCUUUGUCCCCGGAGUGAAGGGGGCACCAGAAAGCCAGGGCCGUGCUGCAGGCAGGGGACGAAGGAGCCAACCCUGCUGUCACCCCCAGUUCGUGGCAGCCUCAUCCCCUGCCAACACCCAGGGCCUGAUCGACGCGGUGCCACCCCAGUGCCCCCGAUCAGUGUCACCCCGACGCCACUCGGGGCUGUCACCUCAGCCCCUUCCCAAGGCUGCGUGCACCGUGGUGCAGAGCAGCCCCCGAUUUCACCAGCAGGAGAGCCUGGGGGGGGGGGGGGUGAGGGGAACCAGCAGGGGCACGUGUGUUUCUGUAAAUAUUUAGUGGAAGGUAACGAAAUCCAGUGAUAUACAAAAAUAAUAAUAAUGAUAAUAAUAAUAAUUCCCAUGAACAGACCUUCAGUUUGGAGGACAGAGGUUUUUGGGUAUUUUUAUGUAUAUUUUUAUACUGCUUGGGGUCACCUUAUUACCAAAAGUAUCUCUUCUAUGUUGGGGGGUCGAGUUCAGUAGCACAAUUCUAAAGCAAAAUUGCUCUUUGGGCAUUUUAAAUGCUUAUUUUUUUAUGAGCCUCAAGACAAUUAUGAUGGAAUCUGACUGUGUAUAGAGGUGAUGUAAGAAACCAAGUUUAGUGGAAGUUUUAGAAGCUAUUAAAUAAAUUUUUUAAAGACGCUACAGAAAUCCUCUAAUCCGAUACCAAGCAGUUGUGUGUGAUUAUUUCCUGAGACGACUGAGGUCUUACCUGCUGAAAACUUGGAACAGAAAGGUCGUUGCCUGCUCCAUCGUGCAGAAGGGUGCCGCAGCGGCGGUGUUUUUCACCUCCUAGGGACUUACUCAGCUGUGCCCCUUUGGCGACACGCAGCAGCUUCGUCCGUCUGGGUUAAAUUUUCUGCAAGUGUCGUUUUUGGGGACAGGGCGGGGAGGAUGGGGACCGCGCACAGCCCUGCGCUCGUGGCCGAUUCAGGCUCCGUUGGUCUGAUUGUAAGCUCACACCAAAAUGUCGCCGUGGCACGUUAUGUGAAUGUGUUUAAAAUGAAGAAGGGAAGCUGAAACUGUAAUUAUUGACUUGAAGGGAAGAUCGAAUCUAUGUACGGAGAGGGACAGGCUGACCAGCCCGCCUCUCCUCCGGCGAGAAGCGCUGCUCUGUGGACGUAGGAUGGCUUUCGUUUUGUUUUGCUUGGUUGUCCCCAUUCAGAUGCAUUUUCCUUGUGCUCCUUCCUGCUGGCAUCUCCCAUGGCAGGAUGCCACCCUUUCCUCCCCAGGGAUCGUUCUUGGGGUACUUUGGACAGGGUUUUAUUGUUACUGCUUUUUUUAUAAGCAACAGAAUACCGAGCCUUGCAAUUUGCCUCUUCCUUUCUCGGGGCCAAAGGCCGCGUAUCAUCUCCUGUCACCUGAGGUGGAGGGAGGACCUGAGAGUUCCCGAGGUGCAGAGCUCUGGCCUGGAAGCAGCUGGCAGGGGAUAACCCAGAGGGGGUUGUCCUGGGGUGGCCCGGGGCCACGUUGCCUCCCCCCAGGCGAUCAGGAUGUGCCCAGGCUGUUGGCCAGAGAAAGGAGGGUGACAAGGACUGGGUGCAAAAUACCCCAAAUCCACGCAUCCCCGUGCAACGGGUGCCGUGGUAAAACAGCGACCAAAUACACUGGAACCAGGAACCUCGGUGCCCCACCUCACCACGCUCUCCUCCUCUCCUGAUAAAGAGGAGGAACCUUCUCUUGGCACAUCGCUUCUCUUGCUCUGGCAGAGGAGUGGGCACUGAAGGGGCGACUCCCGGUCACAAGGGAGCUUGGAGCAAGAGGGAAUCAAAUUAAUCACCCGCUGACAUCCCUCUCAGGCUGCUCUCUUUCAAACCUGAAACAAAGAAAAUGCAUCUUAAUGCGGACGCUGGCUCCGUGCGGGGCAGGGGGAGUUAAAUAAAGCCAAAGACUGUCCGGCUGCUAGCAGAAACGAGUGACUAGAUUCACCUGAUGUUGUUAUUUCGUGUUUACAAUAUUUAUUUUUAGUAAUUGACUGCGAUGAUAUUAUAUAUAGGCUUCCUUAUUUUUGUACUUUUCAUACCGUUUUCCUGAGCGUGGUGUUGUACUUCUCAGCUCCCCUUUGCCACGAUUGCUGCUCCUAGUCAGUGACAAAUAAAAAAAAGAGAGGAAAAAAAAA
Oxyura jamaicensis (ruddy duck) is the source of this 5961-nucleotide messenger RNA. It is a transcript of the gene HK2, whose product is annotated as hexokinase 2. Gene Ontology annotation, cellular component: mitochondrion; cytosol. Bases 1 to 2754 code for a protein of 917 amino acids. Gene Ontology annotation, molecular function: D-glucose binding; fructokinase activity; mannokinase activity. Gene Ontology annotation, biological process: glucose 6-phosphate metabolic process; intracellular glucose homeostasis; glycolytic process. The record is from RefSeq and is a predicted model, not a curated record. The transcript is spliced from 18 exons. Lineage: Eukaryota; Metazoa; Chordata; Aves; Anseriformes; Anatidae.